Molecule: messenger RNA, 1201 nt
Organism: Drosophila obscura
Lineage: Eukaryota; Metazoa; Arthropoda; Insecta; Diptera; Drosophilidae
Product: L-aminoadipate-semialdehyde dehydrogenase-phosphopantetheinyl transferase
Exons: 1
Coding region: 158-1108 (316 amino acids)
Cellular component (GO): cytosol
Molecular function (GO): magnesium ion binding; holo-[acyl-carrier-protein] synthase activity
Source: RefSeq, a predicted model, not a curated record
CUGCGGGCAUACUGUCUCACUGCCAAGAAGAAGAAUCAGAUCAAGCGAAAAGUUUUUUUUUGUUGCAAAACGCCUUGAAAACGCCCAGAAUGAGUGUACAAUCAAUUAGAUAGUUCUGUAAUACAAUUGACUUAUCCCACACUAAACUGCCAUCCCGAUGAGCAGGCACGUUUGCACCCGCUGGGCCUUCGAUCUGGGCGCAUGGACGCCCACGCUGCCGCAGCUGACGCAGGCGGUGGCUGCGAUACAGCCCGAGGAGCGCACCCGCCUGAUGAAGUUCCACUUCAUCGAUGACUUUCUGUCCUCGCUAAUUGGUCGGCUAUUAAUGCGUAAAUAUGUGAGCGUGUGCACGGCCACGGCCUACCAUCAAGUGCAAUUUGCGCGCGAUGUGCGCGGCAAGCCCUACUGGGUGCGAGGGCAGAGCGGGUCACUGUCGCCAAUACUCAGCUUCAAUGUCUCGCACCAGGGCCGGCUGGUGUUGCUGGCUGGUAUCACCACCAGUGCGGCGGCGGCAGCGGCGGACACUGACACCGACAACGACAAAGACAACGACAACGACACCGCGGGGAGUGAGGCGGCUGACUUUGGCAUUGGAACAGAUGUCAUGAAGAUCGAGUAUGCAGGUGGCAAGUCCCUGUCGGACUUCUUUCGACUCAUGAAGGGCAAGUUUUCGGCCCAAGAGUGGAGCUAUAUCGGCCGACCGCAGCACAAUGAACCCGCCCAACUGAAGGCAUUUAUGCGCCACUGGUGCCUGAAGGAGGCCUACGUCAAGGAGCUCGGGGUAGGCAUCACAGUGGAGCUGGAGAAGAUCAGCUUCUCUGUGGACACCACCCAUUCGCUGGUGGAGGCCGUCUCCCCGCUGAUUGGCACCACGCUGCGCUGCAACGACAGGCCGAUGGACAACUGGCACUUUGAGGAGCACCUGCUGGAGGAGAAGUACUGUGCUGCCAUCGCAUUCCGCAACUGCCUGCCCCAGAAUCACGGCAGGUUCGAGAUGCUCCGCUUCGAUGAGCUGAUUGCGAAGAGUGCAGACGCUGCCGAGCUGGACAGCAGCGUGGUGGCCUACUGCAAGGAGGCGCUGCUGAAGCCCCACAAGAGCGAUCGCUAACUGAGCUGAGCUGAGCUGAUUUGUUGUUAUCUGUAGAAUAAAUCUAGAUCUAUGUUCUGAAAUAUGUAUCCUAUAAUCUCUGCUGUUGGGCAA